UGAUCAGAGGGCGAGGGCAGUGAAAGCCACAUAUAAAAGUCAAAUUUCCCGCCCAUUAUUCCCCCCCAACGCUUCUCCUCCAUCAUUUUGCUCUGUCCACCUCACUGCUACGGUGCUACCAUACUCUGGGAUUUGCCAAUUAGGGAUUCCAUCGAAGGAUCACAUCGUGCCAUGGAACCUCUGAUUCCCCGACUUGCUCAGCUAUUCAAUGAUACGCUCAGCUCAGAUGAUGCUGUUGUCAGCUCUGCAACCGAAGCCCUCGAGCGUCUCUCUGUUCUUGCAGAGUUCCCUUUCUCCCUCGUCUCCAUUGCUACCGGAGGUGAAAAUCAGGGGCAAAGAAUUGCGGCUGCUACAUAUCUUAAGAAUUUCACCGGGCGUCGUAUUGGUGGGAACAAUCCAUCUUCAAAAGUCAGUAACGAGUUUAGGACUUGUCUUCUGGGCGCUCUGCUUCAAAGCGAACUGGCAGUUCUUAAAGUCCUAGUUGAAGCUUUUCGAAUUAUUGUCGUUGCUGAAUUUGUGAAGGAGAACUCAUGGCCUGAGCUUAUAUCUGAAUUGCGGUCUGUUAUUCAGAACAGUAAUCUUAUUAGUGAAGGUGCAAAUUUUCGGUGGAACACUAUUAAUGGCCUCAUCGUUCUUCAAGCAGUUAUUAGACCAUUUCAGUACUUCUUGGAUCCAAAACUAGUGAAAGAGCCAGUUCCGCCACAACUAGAGCUAAUAGCUAAAGAAAUUCUUGUACCUUUGCUUACUAUAUUCCAUCAUUCAGUUGACAAGGUUUUAUCCAUUGAAGGAGGAGCAGAAACGGAAACUGAGAGAAUUCUUCUUAUUAUAUGCAAGUGCAUGUAUUUUGCUGUGAGAUCGCAUAUGCCAUCUGCUUUAGUCCCACUUCUGCCUACAUUCUGUCGCAAUCUAUUCCGGGUUCUGGAUUCUUUGGUUUUUGAUGGUACCACAACUUCAUCAGAAGGGUGCUUGCUGAGGCUGAAGACAGGGAAGAGGAGUUUGCUUAUCUUCUUAGCUUUGGUCACAAGACACCGAAAACAUUCUGAUAAGUUGAUGCCAGACAUGAUAAAUUCUGUUUUCAGAAUUGUAAAGCAAAGCUGUAAUACCACCAAGCUGGAUUUCUUGUCAGAGAGAAUUAUUUCAUCAGCUUUUGAUGUUAUUUCACAUGUUAUGGAGACAGGAGCUGGAUGGAGAUUAGUUUCGCCCCAUUUUUCGUCGUUGCUGGACUCUGCAAUUUUUCCGGCACUAGUAAUGAAAGAGAAGGAUGUUGCAGAGUGGGAAGAAGAUGCUGAUGAAUACAUACGGAAGAAUCUUCCCUCUGAUCUUGAAGAAAUUUCUGGAUGGAAAGAGGAUUCAUUCACUGCCAGGAAAAGCGCAAUAAAUUUGCUUGGUGUUAUUUCAAUAUCAAAGGGACCUCCAGUGGUUGCAUCAUCAUCAAAACGUAAAAAAGGUGACAAGAAGAAGGGGAAAGAGCAAUACAGCUCUGUUGGGGAGUUGUUAGUGCUCCCUUUUUUGUCACAGUUCCCCAUUCCUUCUGCUGUUGGGUCAGGCCAAGCUAGGAUUUCAAAUGAUUACUAUGGUGUUCUGAUGGCUUAUGGCAGUCUCCAAGAUUUCCUAAGAGAGCGGAAUCCUGGAUACACAACAUCUUUGGUUCAGACUCGGGUGCUACCGUUGUACUCUUUGUCACCUUCUCUGCCUUAUCUGGUAGCCACUGCAAACUGGGUACUUGGAGUCCUUGCCUCAUGUCUCUCCCAAGAGAUGAGUGCAGACAUAUAUUCGUCAUUGCUGAAAGCACUGACUAUGCCAGAUUUUGGGGAUACUUCCUGUUAUCCUGUCCGGGUAUCUGCUGCUGGGGCUAUUGCUGAACUUCUUGAAAAUGAUUACCCACCUCCUGAAUGGUUGCCCCUAUUGCAAGUUGUAGCUAGUAGGGUGGAUAUUGAAGACGAAAAUGAGUCCUCUAUUCUAUUUCAGCUUCUAAGUACUGUGGUAGAGGCUGGCAAUGAAAAUGUUGCAGUUCACAUUCCAUCAGUUGUGUCAUCUGUGGUUGGUGCUGUUUUGAAGUUCAUACCUCCUAAUCCAGAACCAUGGCCUCAGGUGGUUGAGCGAGGGUUUGCAGCACUAGCAGUGAUGGCCAAAACAUGGGAAGUUUACGUGGCUGAACAAAUUGAGCAGGACGAAUCUAGUAGCAACUGGCAAUCUGGUUGGGUAAGCAUGGCUAGGACAUUUUCAGUUCUCCUACAGCAGGCUUGGCUCACAUCCAUGCAACCAAAGGAAGGGGUUUCUCAUGAAUUGCCUCCAUCAUGCAUAGAUGAUGCGUCAACAAUACUCCGAGCCAUUAUGCGGUCUGUUACAGACCCCAGUUUGGUUUCAGAACUGAAAUUAUCAGACUUGCUUGUAGCUUGGGCCGAUCUGAUUGCAGAGUGGCAUGCUUGGGAAGAAUUAGAGGAUUUGUCGAUCUUUGACUCCAUUCGAGAAGUAGUCAACCUACAGAGAAAAUGUGAGUUAAAUAACUUAAUUAUAAGAGGGCACCCAGCUCCUCCAGCACAACCUGUGCCACAAAGAUCCAUUGUUGAAGGAAUUGGUGCUUUUGUUAGUGAAGCCAUUUCGCAAUAUCCAUCUGCAAUUUGGAGGGCGUGCUCAUGUGUGCAUUUAUUAUUACACGUUUUGAGCUUCUCAUACGAAACUGAAGGAGUCAAGCAGUCAUUGGUGAUUACUUUCAGUCGUGCAGCAUUUUCUCGUUUCAGAGAGAUCCGUAGCAAGCCUAGUGCACUGUGGAAACCCCUGUUGCUUGCUAUCUCCUCUUGCUAUUUAUGUUAUCCUGAUAUUGUUGAAAGGAUUUUGGAGAAGGAUGAGGAUCAAGGCUUCACAGUCUGGGCAUCUGCAUUGAGUUACAUCUCCACUAGCUCUUUUGAACCUGGCCUGUCACCUGAGUCCGAGAUUAAGUUAAUUGUGAUGAUUUUAACCAAGGUGGUUGAACGUCUUCUGGAACAAGCCGGGGGUCCUUGGAGUGGAUUGUUGCAGGAUUGCUUUGUUUCCCUAGUGGAGGCAACCAUACGUCUCAAAGAAGUGCAGGAAGAGGUGGAUGAAGAUGAUGGAGAAGAUGAAGAUGAUGUGGAUGUGGAAACCGAUGAAGAUGAUGAUGAUGAUGAGGAUUCUGAAGAUGAGCGUGAAGAAACAGAGCAAGAAUUUCUAGAUCGGUAUGCUGAAGAAGCUCUUGCCCUUGAAAAUGGAAUGAUUGUGGAAGAGGGCGAUGUGGAAGAUCAAGAUCAAGAGCUUGAAUUGGGUAAGCUGGUUAAUACUCUGACAGUUACUGGUUUCAUUCUCUCUCAAGUUGGGAAUUGUCUUGGGCUGCUCAGCUAUUAUUGA
Telopea speciosissima is the source of this 3363-nucleotide messenger RNA. Its product is annotated as importin beta-like SAD2. The transcript has 20 exons. Gene Ontology annotation, biological process: protein import into nucleus. The coding region runs from base 172 to 3363 and encodes 1063 amino acids. Lineage: Eukaryota; Viridiplantae; Streptophyta; Magnoliopsida; Proteales; Proteaceae. The record is from RefSeq and is a predicted model, not a curated record. Gene Ontology annotation, cellular component: nuclear envelope; cytosol.